Molecule: messenger RNA, 7988 nt
Organism: Meriones unguiculatus (Mongolian gerbil)
Lineage: Eukaryota; Metazoa; Chordata; Mammalia; Rodentia; Muridae
Gene: Xkr9
Product: XK related 9
Exons: 5
Coding region: 897-2021 (374 amino acids)
Biological process (GO): engulfment of apoptotic cell; phosphatidylserine exposure on apoptotic cell surface; apoptotic process involved in development
Cellular component (GO): plasma membrane
Source: RefSeq, a predicted model, not a curated record
UAAUAUAGCCGUUUUCACAGAUCUGUUUAUCCAUGAGCAUGACACUGUCUCUGUGCUUAUUGCAGGGUUCAUUCCGCUUUACUUCCUUGGUUGGGUUUUCCCCGAGGCAUUUUAUUUUACCUUUGGGGCUGUUGUGAGUAGGACAUGUCCCCUCAAAUUGUGUCUUCUAACUGUUUAAUAGUUAAGUGAUAAAUUUAAGGCUUGGAGUGUAAACAUGAAGAAGGAAGCACGGCAUUUCUUCUCCCUGACCGUUUGUCAUUGCACUGUCAUGUUGUACAGACUCUUAUCAACAGACCAGAGCGCCACAUGUGACUAACAGGGGACUUCGGUUUCAUUCUCGUGUUCGAUCCUAAAGAAUUAAACACUCUUUCUAUCCUCGUGUUCAGUGAAGAAAUAAAACCCACAAGAAAUGACACUACCUUGUAAAACAUUUACGAAGAACCGUUGGGCUUUUGCUGAGUGAUGUCAGGCAAAGGGAAUUCUCUUCAUGGAUGGGCUGAUAAAUAUUCACAUGGACUAUUUAGACAUCAUUAUCUGUAAUGAAGAUCACGGUGGAGGAGACACAGCAAGGCCUUCUUGUUCCAUUGGCUCUGGAGUAGAGAUUUAUUCACUUUUGUUUUAGUGUUCCACUUUCAUAAUAUUUAUUUAUGUAUUUUGGUACUAGAGACUGAAUAUAGGACUUCAUGAAUGUUAGAUAAACACUAUGAACUGUAUCUCCAUUUUUUUUCUCUACCUAGACUGGGAGAGUAGAAAUUAAAAUUCAGUGCUAAACUAAGUGAUAAACUGAUAUCCAUCCUGGCCUUUUUCCUAUUUUUGUAUCUGAAAAAGAGUAGUUGGCUGUGCUAGCUUCCGCAGCACGUAUACGAAGAGUAGUUAGCCAAGAGCCAUAGGCAUUCAUGAUGAAAUAUACCAAGUGCAAUUUUAUGAUGUCAGUGUUCGGCAUUAUAAUCUAUGUAGCUGAUUUAGUUGCAGACAUUCUCCUGUCUGUUAGGUAUUUCCAUGAUGGACAAUACCUUUUUGGUGCUUUAACAUUAAGCUUUGUGCUUUGUGGAACACUCACAGUUCAUUGUUUUAGCUAUUCAUGGUUGAAGGCUGACUUAAAGAAAGCAGGACAAGAAAAUGAACAUUGUUUUCUUCUACUUCACUGCUUGCAAGGAGGAGUUUUUACAAGAUAUUGGUUUGUCUUGAGAAGGGGUUACCAGGUGGCUUUCAAACGUAGCCGCAGGACGAGCCAUUUUAUGGAGGAACAAACGGAUCCUCACAAAGAAGCUAUAGACAUGGCCACUGACUUGAGCAUGCUCAGGCUGUUUGAGACCUACUUGGAAGGCUGCCCACAACUCAUUCUUCAGCUCUAUGCCUCUCUGGAGUGUGGCCAGGCAAAUUUAAGUCAAUAUGCAGUCAUCAUGGUUUCCUGCUGUGCUAUUUCUUGGUCAACUGUGGAUUUUCAAAUAGCUUUAAGAAAAUCAUUGCCCGAUAAGAACCGCCUCAGCGGACUCUGCCCCAGACUCACCUAUCUCUUUUACAAAUUGUUCACCUUGUUGUCGUGGAUGCUGACUGUCGUACUUCUGCUGUUCAUAGACGUGAAGAGUGCUUUGUUUUUGUUGCUAUUCAUUUGGCUCAUGGGACUGAUAUGGGCAGUUAUCAAGCAAACGCAGUUUUGCAAUUCUGUAAGCAUGGAAUGCUUAUAUAGGCUCGUGGUUGGAUUCAUCCUCGUGUUUACGUUUUUUAACAUCAAGGGACAGAACACCAGGUGUCCCAUGUCUUCCUAUUACACUGUAAGGGUGCUGGGCACCGCGGGAAUCUUGGCUGUGUUCUGGACUUACCCUCUCUCUAUUUUUAACUUGGACUAUUUUAUCCCUAUCACAGCCGCCAUAGUUCUCACUCUUUUCCUUGGGAUUAUUUUUCUUAGUGUUUACUAUGCAGUUUUUCACCCGAACAGAAAUGCAGAAACACAACAUGAUGAAACUGAUGGAAAGGCACCCCAGAGAGACUGUAGAAUAAGAUACUUUCUAAUGGACUAAGUUAUGAAUAUAUGAGAAACGUUUUCUUUUUUUGUUUCAUUUCCUAGUAAAGAAGAUGUCUGUUAUAUGUUCCUUAUUUCUGUCACCUCUGUCUUGAAAUGAGUUCUAGCACAUGGUGAAUGAGAGGAUAGUAAUAUUUUAUUCAAUAUUAUUUCUUCUUUGUGUUGCUGAAGAUUAAAAGCCUAGAGCCUAGUGCAUGCUGCUUAAGUAUUUCGCUAUUGAAUUGUAUCCUCGACCGUCUCAGUGGUUCCGAAAGCCUUGAGUAUUGAGAUACUUGCUUUCUGUGAUAGAGUUGCCGUUCCGUUCCUCAAAUGGAGUAAACUGUGCAGUUUCCAUGAGGCCCAUCCUGAGCUCCUCUCCAGCUUUCCCCUCAUUGUUCUUAGGACCACUGUACCUACUGUGGACUGCUGCAGGAGGAGGGGAAAGAGUAGUGAGUCUUACUUUUCCCCACCUACUUUCUUCAGUAGCUCCUGAGCUUCGAACAGGGUGAGUGGAAGGGAAGGGGAUGAAGGAACAAAAUAAAAGCAAGUUAUGUAGGUGGAACUCUGUGCUUUUUCCACGAACUUCCCAACUGAGAAACACAAAGCAGAAGAUUGAGAAGACUGAAAAUUCAUUGUUUACUGAUUGUAUAGCUCUAUGGACACAUUUUUAUCAGUGUAUGGUAAAUAUACAUAACAAUGGCUGUCAUUAUAGCAUUUUGGAACAUGACAUAAUGUACCUUAGUCAUGUUCACCCCAGCACUCCUUCUUGUUCCCCUUCUAGUCCUGCUGAACCACCCCUUCCCAACUACCCCUUCCCUACUUUUGUGUCUUGGUUUUUAAUUUUCAUGACCCAGUGAGUUUCAAUGUGAUUGUUUGUGUGAGCCUUGGCUCCUUAUGCCUCUCUCUUCUCACCAACCGUUAACUGACUAAGUCUUUAGUGAGGGGUGUGCCCCUCCAGUCUCUCCUCCCUCCGUGACAGGGUUGGUGGGCUGUUUCCUGCGGGUAGCCCAGCUGCUGUGAGUGUGAGAACACAGCAGCCAUGUCAUUCCUAAAGUCAACAUGCCCCAUCACUCCACUGUCCCACCUCUCCAGUCCUUACAUUCUUUCAGACCCUUCUUUCAGGCUGGUCCCUGAGCCUUGGAGGGGGGACACGGAUGUCCUGUUACAGCUGGUCACUCAGCAGUCAUUUAUUCUCAGUACUUUGACCACUCAUCUGUCUCUGCAGUCAGUGAGCACUACAACAAAGAAGGUCCUCUGUGCAAAGCAGAUGGCAGCGCCAAACGGUCAACAUGGGUGUUUAGAAGGCAAUUUAAUGGGCACAUCACAACCACUGAGCAAGGCACUGAUUAUAGCUUCCUCAGGGCCUGUGACCUGCCCUAACCACAGGCUUAUGAAAUCUCUCUUGUGGAGCAAGCACCACAUCUUCUUGAUAGACUUGGCCCUAGUUAUAUUUAUGCUUAGUAGUUUUAAACUCAGGUUUUAUUCACAUUUCUAUAUUUAAAAAAACUUGUGAAGACAUGUAACAAAAUGUCUUAAUCAUAUUAAGUCUAGUCCACCGGUGUGAACUAUGCUCAGUGUUUGCCAUGAAUUCCUACAGCCCUUUCACCCCCAAAGCUUAGACUGUGUAUGCAUUGAAUAGCUGCUCUGCCCCCUGAUCCUGGCAACAGUUCAUUUUAUGUUGCAUGAUGUCUCCGAGGCUUAUUCAUGUUGGAGUAUGUGAUAGGUUUUUUUUUCAUGUCUACAUGAUAUUCCACUGUAUGUAUGAGCCACAUUUUCUGUACUCAUCUAUCGAUGGACAUUUGAGUUGCUUUUACUUCUCAACUGUUGUGAAUAAUACAGUAAUGCACAUGGGUUUGGGACGACUUCUUUGGGACCCUGCUUUUAUCUUUUCGGGUCCAUGUACUCAGAAGUGGGGUUGCUGGAUCAUACAGGAACUGUGUGUGCUUUUAAAAAAUCCCCUUAAGGGGCCGUCAAGUUGUUUCUCAUGACAGAAGUCUCAUUUUGUGGUCCUGCUGUAGGUGCCACGGCUCUGUAUUAGUUGUCUCUGUGUUGUUGUGCACCCGAUGGACACAACUGAAGGGUGGAAAGAUUUGUUGUGGCUCAUGGCUUCUGAGGGAUUCUCAGAGCCUCACGGUACGGAAGGCAUGGUGGAGUAGCUGCAUUGGCGGACUAGCUACAUCUGUGGAGUAGCUGCAUCGGUGGAGUAGCUGCAUUGGUGGAGUAGCUGCAUUGGUGGAGUAGCUGCAUUGGUGGACUAGCUACAUCUGUGGAGUAGCUGCAUUGGUGGAGUAGCUGCAUUGGUGGAGUAGCUGCGUCGAGGCCCUGACUUCUCACAGGGUAGAUCAGGAAGGGAAACAAGAUAGAGAAAUAAUCCUGGAAGGGUCACUGCUCAUGACCAACCUCUGCCAGUGUGGCCUCAUCUUCUAAAGACUCUGCAGUGCCCAAUGCUGCCUCUCAAAAUAUUUCAGUUCAAACCAUUUUUGAAUAUUCAGUUCAAAAAGGUUCAGAUAUGUCUUCACAAAAUCUGUUAUUUUUCUGACUUUUUUCUCUCUCUUUUAUUUGUGUGUGUGCAUGAAUUGACAUGAAUUGACAUGUGUGUUGAGUGCAUGGGUGUGUUGUGCAUUCGUGUGUGUACAAGCAUAUGAAGUUCAGAGGUCAACAGCAAGUGUCUUUCUUGAUCACUGUUCAUGAAGCCUUGAUCUCCCUGAACCCAGAGUUCAGCUGAAUCAGUCUAGCUAGACAGCUUGUCUGGACAACCCCCCUGUUCAUGUCUCCUGAGGCCUGAGACUGAGGAGGCCUUAAUGUUUUUUGGGACUUUACAGGGGUUCUGAGGAUCCCAACUCUGGUCCUCAUGUUUGUUGGGAAGCGCUUGCGGACUGGGCCAUCUCUCUGUGCCCUCUCUGUAUGUCUCUCUGAGCCCCCUGUGUCUUUCUGUGUCUGUCUUUCUGUCUCUGUCUCUCCCUGUGCCCUCUAUCUCUGUCUUCCUGUCUGUCUGUCUGAGCCACCCAGUGGAUAUGAGGGGAUAUCUCUAUAGUUAAUAUCCAAUUUCUAUGUGUUCAGAUUCUGUACAUCUUUUUACAUGUUUAUUGGCUACUGGCCUACCUUCUACAGAGGUUUGCUUGUAUACAAAAUAAAGAAUUUUAAUUCAACAACCACCACCAACUCCACAAGCUGAUUUAAAAUUGACAAGCUAUUGGAAGUGACCAAGUCCUGUUUAGGCAGUUUUGAGCACUGUUUUAGUGAGAAGUACAUUUUGGUUCUAGGAGUAAUUAAGAGGAUGCUUACAUGAAGCUGAGUUUCUGGAAACACCAAAGCUUUCCCCAUUAAACUGCCUUGGCUUCGGUUCUUCAUUCUUCUCUUUGAGCCUUAAUGGAUGAAUCCUUAAAAAUCCAUUUUCUGUUACCAAUAGAAAAAAGGGACACAGCUUACUUAGUCUUAUAACAGUAAACAAACAAACAAACAAAAAACAACUGUUGAAUAACUCUUGAGAAGGGCAAAACUACAAGAUUAAACAGAUCACAAGAAUCAAAGCUGUUUGACAACAUUAUACACUAACUGUGUGCCGGGCUUAUUGUUAGGUACUGUUGGGGAUGCCGAGCAGCUGUGGAUAGAGUCUGGUGCUUGAAAAGGGCACAUGCUGAAGCAUUGACAAAGGCCAACAGCCUGUAUUUUAGAAUGUUUACUGAAAUAUUGGCAAUUUUUCAUUCCCUAGUAAUCAAAAUAAAUAACAACAGAGACGGCCAUAGUUAUAUAGUUAUGUAGACUUUGUAACGUGCAGUGAAAUGAUCCCUGGGCCUUUAAAAGUUGAAGAGCAGUGUAGAAGAUCUAUUUUUAAAAUGCUCUCUCUCUUUGAGUGUGUUCAUGUACGUGAUUACAGAUGUGCGUGAGCCACAGUGCACAUGCAGAAAUCGGAGUGCGCCUUCAGGUGGACCUUGCCUUCCACCUUGUUCUGUGCUGUGUGUACCAGGAUGGUUGGCGUGAGAGUGCGGAGAUUCCUCUGCUGUCUCUCUCUCUCCCAUCCCAUGAUGGGGAUGCCAGGAUUAUAGAUGUGUGCCUCUGAACAUUGAUUCUAGGGAUCUGAACUUGUGUCUCCAUGCUCUUCAGAUAAGAGUGUUAUCAACUGAGCAAUCUCCCUUUCGAGAACUUUGACUUUAUGAAAAUUUACGAGAUUUUUUUUUAAAUUUACUAGAAAUUUCUGUUAAAAUUUCCUAGAAAAUUUACUUUUGAAGGAGCUGUAGUUUACCUGCAACACAGGAUUCUAACAUGUUUACCAUUAAAUCGAAAACUGAUUUUCUUUUCUUUCUUUCCUUUUAAAUUUUUUCCAGAUAUAGAAUUCUGGAUCGUAGGAUAUUUUCUACCUUUAGGUGUUUACUUUAUGCUUGAGUAAUAACACUCCUCUCUGGCCUCCAUGCUUUCUGAUAAGAAACUGGUGAUCAUUCAAAUCAUUGUUUCACUCUGUGUAAUGUGUUGUUAUUUCCUGGUAGAGUUUGAGAUUUUUUUUUACUAGUAGUUUUGUCCUGCACUAUUCUGACCACUGCAUCAAUGAAUGUGCUUUGGUCUGCACUUGUCGGACCUCUGUGUUAAUAAGUGUGGUUUCUUAUUUUUAUUGCAGCUCGUGUUUCUUCAAGUUUCUAGAAAAUGUACAUUUUUGGUUUCCACUAGGUGAGGGAGCAUCUGGUUAUUUUUCGCAUCCUACCUUCCCUGUUCUCCCCUCUUGAACUGACUCUGUUCACGGCUAUGCUAGCCUUGUUUUUAAUAUCCUACCCAUCUCUGAAACUUGUUUUUUCCAAUUUAUUUCCUUGUUCUUCAGAUUAGGAUUGUCUACCACUUAUUAAUUUUUUCUUCCUUAAAUUUUUUGUUAAGUUUUUUUUCCAUUAAUUAAAAUUUCAUAUAUUACAUUAUUAUGUUCUAGGAUUUUUAUGGUUUCUGAAUGCAAAGGUUUCAUAUAAUUUUAUUUACCAUAACCAUAUUUCCAUUUACAUCCUUGAUUGUGAUUGUAACAGCUGCUUUCCAGUGUUAAAAAUUCCGAUAUCCAGGUCAUUCUGGGAUUGGUCUCCAUUCGUUGUAUCUUUUCUUGUGAAUGGGACACAUUUUUAUGUUUCCUUGUAUAAAUACUGAUUUUGAAUUGUAUCUUGGCUUCAUGAAUCUCUUUCAGGCCCUCUUUUUCAUUUCAUCAAUCUUGAUUGUAUUUAUUUGUUGUGUGUGUGUGUGUGUGUGUGUGUGUGAUCAGAGAGUAACCUGUAGGGGGAGGUUCUCUCUUUUUAUCAGGUGGGUCCAGGGGAUUGAACCUAGGCAGUCAGGCUUGGCGGCAAGCGUCUUUACCUACUGAGCCAUCUUGGUUGCCCCAAAUACCAGGCUGUCCUGAUUCUGUUUGUUCCUACAGUAUUUUACUUUUCUUUUGACAGGCAUCUUACUUGAACUUUAAACUUUGAACAUUGAGUAAUGUUUAUCCUUACCCGGGCUGCUUGGAGUACUCCUUCACAAUUCAGAACCAGCUAGAGACCCAGGCCAAAGGUCUCUUUUGGACCUCUUUUCUUGACCACGUGCUAGUGUCUCUUGUUGAACUUGGAGCUUAUUAACUCUGCCAGUCCGUGUGGUACUGAGCUUUCUGGAUCUGCCUGCCUCAGCAGCCCUACCAGCUUCAUUUACAAGGGUGUGCCUUCAUUUCCGCUUUUACACAGGCUCCAGAAAUCCACACUUAGGUCCUCAUGCUUCAGCAGCAGGUGCUUUUACAACUGAACCAUCACCCCCGCUCUAUCUGGGGUCUCCAUGUGUUCCUUAUUAUGAAAGUCAGCCUCUUCCUGUUGUUUGUUUUGUUUCGCUUUGGCGUGCUUUGAGGUAUUUCCUGUACAAUUCAUAGUGGUUAUUUAUGACAAUUGUACAGUAACCAUAUUGUGUAUUUAUUUACUUUAACAUUUUCAGUAUUUUCUGUAAUGUUUGCCAAUCUUAAAAUAUCACCUUCAUUAAACAUCUCAUUGAAACCGCU